Molecule: messenger RNA, 1342 nt
Organism: Rosa rugosa (rugosa rose)
Lineage: Eukaryota; Viridiplantae; Streptophyta; Magnoliopsida; Rosales; Rosaceae
Exons: 2
Coding region: 215-1216 (333 amino acids)
Molecular function (GO): zinc ion binding; nucleic acid binding
Source: RefSeq, a predicted model, not a curated record
UGUGUGGCCUAGAAACGAAAAAAAAAACAAGAAACAGGCCCUACGGCCCACAGAAAAAAGAAAACUUUAGCAGGCCAAGCAAAAGAAAAACAAACAACAAGGCCCGUGGUCCAUUGCUGAAAAAAGAGGAAGUGGCCCAAGCCCAAAAACAUCGCUACGCACGCCUGCAUCAACACGCGCGUGCGCUAGGAUCGUUUUAUUUACUCAAAAUCAAAUGGCUGAUCCAACUCGACCUGAGUUUGACAUCUUGGACUCAGAAGGACUUGAGUACCAUCGUUGGGUUUCCGAUAUGGAAACUGCCUUUGUGGCAAAAGACUACACUGCCACCAUUACUGAUCCCAAAGAUGAUGAACUAUCUAACAAGGUGAAAGCAAAUGCCUUAAUGUUUCUUAGGCGACAUAUUGAUCCUAGCCUACGCUGGGAGUACCUUCAGUUGAAGACACCCAAAGAACUGUGGGAUGCCCUUAAGGGACGUUUUGGGAACAUUCAUGACACUUUGCUCCCAGAACUGGCUGUUCAGUGGAAUGGAAUCCGCUUGCUUGACUAUAAAAGGGUCAAUGACUUCAACAAGGACAUGUUGCGCCUACAGGCACGUCUCAAUUUCUGUGGAAGGGAAAUCACAGAAGAUGAUAUGAUCUACAAGACUCUUUCCACCUUUCCUACUUCAGCGCUUAUACUAGCGGACCAGUAUAGGCUGGAGUAUGACAACAAAAGAAUCACAACCUUCAAAAAGCUGAUCAGCCUACUGCAAGUGGCUGAGAGGCAAAAUGAGGAUCUCUUGCACAACAAUGCUAGGCCCACUGGGACAAAGAAAAUUCCCGAGGCUAAUUAUGGAAAAAUAAAAGGUGGAAAGAACUCCAAUGCAAAGAGGUUUGAACGUGCUGAUCCCUACCCACGUGGCAACAAUGCACCACGUGGAAAGGGACGUGGAGGUGAUGGAAACAAGGUGCAAAAGGCACCUAAGAACCCUUCAGUCAAACAGGAUAGAGUUGGCAAUGAACCAUGCUAUAGGUGUGGAAUCAUUGGGCAUUGGUACAAGAACUGCCAAGCAAGCAACAUAGUUGCAGCCACUUACAAGAGAUAUAGGGAGUCUAAAGAACAAGAAACUCACUAUAUGGAAGAAGGAGGCCAUGACCCAGAUGUCAACCUCACAAUUGCAGACCUCAAUGGCAACAAGGAACUUGCUCAGUCAAUGGAUGCACUAGAUUUUGAUUGACCUGCUUUAUCUAUUUAUUUUCCAAAGACAGAUAUGAAGGCAUAAUGCCUCAUUUUUAAUUAGACUAUUACUUGGUCUUAAAGUUUAUUUCAAUAAUGGUUUGAUGAAUUAGAUUUAUGAACAAAG